AUGGAGUAUGAGGUGCUGCUCGAGGACAGAGUUCGCCUUGUUAUUCCUACUUGCCCUUUGUGUGGCACAGACGAUACUGACAGUGCUGCUCCAAGAAUGGAUUCUCCUCAUGUUUCUGGCAGUAGUCGACGUUUUCAUUCUUGGUUGGUUGGUAUUUCACAAAGGAAACUCCAUUAUACUCUCAUCUGUGGUCAUCUUAUGUUCUGUGGACAAUGUCAUACGCAGUUAGCUCGUUAG
Messenger RNA from Cooperia oncophora, 237 nucleotides. The record is from the annotation of a GenBank genome assembly. Lineage: Eukaryota; Metazoa; Nematoda; Chromadorea; Rhabditida; Trichostrongylidae.